AUGGCGAACUCGACGUUUCCGUUGCCAACGCCUUUCGACUUUACUCAUCCAGAAGACUGGGUGAAGUGGAUCAAACGAUUCGAGCGGUACCGAGAAGCCACAGGGCUGGACAAGAAGGAAGGUCCGACACAAGUCUCUACAUUAGUCUACGCAAUGGGAGAAAAGGCUGAGGACGUACUCACGUUGCUAGCAUUGUCAGGAGAGGAGAUGAAGAGCUAUAGCGAGGUAAAAGUGAAGUUCGAGAGCCACUUCGUAAAGAAGAGAAACAUUAUCUACGAACGAGCUCGUUUCAAUCAGAGAUCCCAAGGAGAGGGUGAGCCAGUAGACGCGUUUAUAACAUCGCUGUAUACUCUAGCUGAGCACUGUCAGUUUGGCGUAUUGCACGAUGAUCUCAUUCGAGAUCGUAUCGUAGUUGGUUUGAGAGACUUGAAACUGUCAGAAAGAUUACAGCUAGACCAUGAACUUACGCUGGAGAAAGCAGUAGUGUCAGCUAGGCAGUCAGAAGCAGUGAAACAACAACAGAAAACGCUACGCAGUCAUUUCUCAGAGGAACCAACGGGCGGCACACUGGGCAAGGAUGUCAGCGCCGUUGAGAAGGGUAAGAAGAAGCCAACCGAGACAAGGACUACAACCAGUUUCAAGGAAACCUGCGGACGGUGUGGGCGUACGCCAGGCCACAACAGGGCUAAUUGUCCCGCACGGGAAGCCAAAUGCUCAAAGUGUCAGAAGAUAGGCCACUAUGGCGCACAAUGCCGUAGUAAGUUCGUCAGUGAAGUCGUUUCUGAUACUGAUAAUACUGAAAAUGGGGUUUUCCUCGGAGCUCUCACUGCGCCUGGUAGUAGUAGUCCUUGGAUGGUCUCACUUUUGAUCAAAAACACACCAGUACAAUUCAAGAUAGACACGGGAGCAGACGUUUCCGUCAUACCGGCAAAACUGUUCUCCAGGUUCAACAAACAGUGGAACACAACCCUUACAGCACCUGAUAGGAAUUUACACGGUCCCAAUAAGAACCUACUGGAUGUUACUGGUUAUUUUGUCUGUCGCUUACAAAAGGGAGAAUGCAGUGUAGAGGAUAAAGUUUACGUGGUGGAGAACCUCAGUAAUCCUCUUCUGGGACGACCUGCUAUUGAGAAGUUGAACCUACUCUCCAGAAUCGAGUCUGUGCGUUCAGAUAAGCUAGUUCCAUCCAUUGUUACAGAAUACUCAGAUGUUUUUCAAGGGUUGGGAAGCCUUCACGACGAAUAUCACAUAUGCCUGAAAGAGAAUUCCAAGCCAUUUGCCUUGAGCACACCUCGUCGGAUUGCGAUACCCCUCUUGCCUAAAGUCAAGGAAGAAUUGUCUAGAAUGGAAGCACUCGACGUCAUUUCCAAAGUGGAGGGACCGACAGACUGGUGCGCGCCGAUGGUAGUGGUACCCAAGCCUAACGGUACCGUCCGUAUCUGUGUUGACCUGACAAAGCUUAACCAGAGUGUGAGAAGAGAACGACACAUCCUUCCGUCAGUAGAAGACACAUUAGCACAGCUGGGAAACGCCCAAGUCUUUACGAAACUGGAUGCCAACUCAGGGUUUUGGCAGGUGCGUCUUUCAAAAGCGUCAUCUCCGCUGACUACAUUUAUUACUCCCUUCGGCAGAUACUGUUUUCACCGGCUACCCUUCGGCAUUACGUCGGCGCCCGAACAUUUCCAAAAGAGAAUGUCCCAGAUUUUAUAA
Messenger RNA from Corticium candelabrum, 1710 nucleotides. RefSeq lists its product as uncharacterized. Lineage: Eukaryota; Metazoa; Porifera; Homoscleromorpha; Homosclerophorida; Plakinidae. The transcript has a single exon. The record is from RefSeq and is a predicted model, not a curated record. Bases 1 to 1710 code for a protein of 569 amino acids. Gene Ontology annotation, molecular function: nucleic acid binding; aspartic-type endopeptidase activity; zinc ion binding. Gene Ontology annotation, biological process: proteolysis.